AUGCCAUCCACGUCACUAUGUGAUGUGUUCGUCAGAGUGUACUCCCAUGUCAAAACAGAGGUUGGGGGGGAUCUGGUCUCGUUGGCCGAGUGGUUGUGCACACAGAAAAACGGUUGCGCGGUCCGCGCCUGGCACCAUCGCCUAGAAGGGGUGGAAGGAACAACAGGUGCUUUCCGAGGGCUGCAGAACUGUGGGGGGAGUAGUGUUGAGAGGGGCCAAGAAGGUUUCUGCAGCAUAGCGCAGCAUUCUUGGGGCGCAACAUGUUGCUUGUUUGUUCACCAGUUGAAACCAUCUAUAGAGGGCUACCGAAUGUUUCAAGACCUGACUCGAGUCAGGUCAUCACCUCAUGGGUUGAGGGUGGAUGUGGCCUGA
Molecule: messenger RNA, 372 nt
Organism: Durusdinium trenchii
Lineage: Eukaryota; Dinophyceae; Suessiales; Symbiodiniaceae
Source: the annotation of a GenBank genome assembly